AUGGAGUCUGCUACAGCUGAGCUGGCUUCCCUGCUGUCCAAUCAGUCAUCGCAGGGCUGUGCGGCAGUGGAGAUGACCACAGAGAACAUGCUCUUCGGAUGCUUCUACAUACUGGUUUUCUUUCUGGCUCUGAACGGUAACAGCCUGGCUCUCUGGAUCUUCUUCAACCAGCGUGGCGCCUCCUCUCCAGCUAACGUCUUCUUGAUUCAUCUGGCUGUGGCAGAUUUAUCAUACGUGAUCAUCCUCCCGUUGAGGGCCACCUACCACCUCACUGGAGGCCACUGGCCUUUUGGGGAGGUUCCCUGUAGAUUGGCAGGCUUUUUGUUUUAUGUCAACAUGUAUGCCAGCCUGUACUUCCUGGCCUGUGUAGCGGGGGACCGUUACCUGGCUGUGGUUCACGCCGUGAGGUCGCUGAAGGUUCGCCGUGCUCGCUACGCCCACAUCAUCAGCUUCUCUCUUUGGGCUCUGGUUACCAUCUCCAUGGCACCACUGCUAGUCACUCACCAGACUGCAGAAGUGGACGGCAUGACAGUGUGUUUGCAGCUGUACAGAGAGAAAGCCUCACGUAAUGCACUGAUCUCCCUUGCCGUGGCCUUCACCCCACCUUUCCUCACCACCCUGUCCUGUUACCUGCUCAUCAUUCACAGCCUGCAUCGGGGCUCUAGGUUAGAGCCGGCCCUCAAGCUGAGAGCCCUACGCACCAUCGGCUUGGUCAUGCUCAUCUAUGUUGUGUGUUUUCUGCCUUAUCAUAUGAGCAGGGCAACCUUCAUCCUGGGCUACAACCACCCUGACGUCUCCUGUCAGACACGCAGAGGCCUGAGCUUGGCUAACCGCCUCACCUCCUCCCUCACAUGCCUGAACGGUGCCAUGGACCCGCUGAUCUACCUGUUUGGGGCGGAAAAGUUCCGCGGCACUCUCAUGCGAUUGUUUUGCAGAGAUAAGGCAGUGGCGUCAGGUGCCACCAGCGGAGAGUUAAAGGGAACACAUGAGAGCUCUGUCAGUGCCAAGUCUGAGUUUUGAGGAAGAGAAUUUUG
Molecule: messenger RNA, 1034 nt
Organism: Scomber japonicus (chub mackerel)
Lineage: Eukaryota; Metazoa; Chordata; Actinopteri; Scombriformes; Scombridae
Gene: gpr17
Product: G protein-coupled receptor 17
Exons: 1
Coding region: 1-1020 (339 amino acids)
Biological process (GO): phospholipase C-activating G protein-coupled receptor signaling pathway; positive regulation of Rho protein signal transduction
Cellular component (GO): membrane
Molecular function (GO): G protein-coupled receptor activity
Source: RefSeq, a predicted model, not a curated record